CGAUCGAAGACAGGCUGCCUCUUGACGAAGUUCGCCAAUGACUGAAUUAUCUCAACGCAUCCACAUAUUGUUCACCAGUGUCUCGUGUGCAUGCAGCCCAACAGCUGCCAUGGCUCUGACUCUAGCGUCUCAAUCCUCUGGGGUGCCACUGUCGCCUGCAAAGCAGCUCAAUGAGGCGGUUGAUGAUUUCCAGAGGAUUCUGACAGAGGACCAACGGACGGUGCUCAAAAAGAUAAAAGCCAUCCCGGACGCCGAUGCCGUGCUCGUGUUCACCGCACAGCUUGACUCAAGUCAACACAGGCGCGGCCGUAGCAUCGCCACCCGGCUGCAUUCCGUCCUUCAGUCUGUCCGGGAUUUCUCUGCAGUCAUCGACACAUUCGUCUCAUCAAACCCACAGAUAGCCGCUCUGGUCUGGGGAAGCGUUAAACUUACGAUACAGAUUGCACUCAGAUUCACAUCUUAUUAUGAAGCGUUUUCUAAUCUCUUCAUGGGUUUCGCGUCGCACUGUCCACGGUUUGCCGAGUACCAGGUCCUGUAUGCGAACUCGGUCCGGCUUCAAACAGCCUUGUGCAGCUUCCACGCUUCUCUCAUCCGAUGCUGCAAGCAUGCAGUUGAGGCUGCCCAACGACCUUGUUUGUCGCUCCGAUGCUGUCUAUGCAACAGUCUGCCAUUGUUAACCGAUCCUAGGGAAAACACAACUUUGGAACGCUCUCUGGCAAUCAUUUGAGCAGGAAUUUAAGUCAGAUAUCUGCAUGAUUCAGAGGUGUGGUGAUGAGGUAAAGGAAGAG
Messenger RNA from Parathielavia appendiculata, 788 nucleotides. RefSeq lists its product as uncharacterized. Bases 38 to 727 code for a protein of 229 amino acids. The record is from RefSeq and is a predicted model, not a curated record. NCBI's taxonomy places the organism in Eukaryota, Fungi, Ascomycota, Sordariomycetes, Sordariales, Chaetomiaceae. The transcript has 2 exons.